This is a messenger RNA of Penicillium macrosclerotiorum, 2103 nucleotides long. RefSeq names its product acetoacetyl-CoA synthase. The record is from RefSeq and is a predicted model, not a curated record. Gene Ontology annotation, molecular function: acetoacetate-CoA ligase activity. The transcript is spliced from 4 exons. Gene Ontology annotation, cellular component: cytosol. Bases 1 to 2103 code for a protein of 700 amino acids. Lineage: Eukaryota; Fungi; Ascomycota; Eurotiomycetes; Eurotiales; Aspergillaceae. Gene Ontology annotation, biological process: lipid metabolic process.
AUGACAUCCCAUUCGACCAUGCCUCGCAAAUUAUGGGAGCACCCUGACCCGGAAUCGACUGAGUUGACACGAUUCAAGCGAACUCUAGAACGGGAGAAGGAUAUCAAACUUCCUGAUUAUCAUUCCUUAUACCAGUGGUCCAUUGCCAACCGCACCGCCUUCUGGAGAUUCUGUUGGAGGUAUUUCCCGAUUGUCCAUGAAGGAAGCUCGGACCAAAUCAUGGACGAAAACGCUCGAAUCGACAGUAUCCCAGACUGGUUCCCUGGCGUCCGUCUCAAUUGGGCCGAGAAUGCUCUAUUUACAGCAAGUAAUCCAGGUGAAAGCCCAUCAAAUGUUACAACGACCGGUAAGGAGGACAAUAAGAUUGCCGUGACCGAAGUCCGAGAAGAUGAAGCCGAGCCAGAAGUAAACCUUACCUGGCGAGAGCUGCGACAACGCACUGGUCGCCUUCUACAAGCAAUGAAAGCGGCUGGAGUCCAACGGGGUGACAGAAUUGCCGUCGUUGCUAGCAACAGCAUCGACACCUUGACUGUUUUAUUGGCGACGACAGCUCUCGGUGCUAUCUUCUCGUCUGCUUCUACCGAUACUGGUGUGAAGGGGAUUCUGGAUCGCCUACUACAGAUCAGGCCCCGUUGGGUCUUUGCAGAUGACUUCACGGUAUACAAUGGGAAAACAACGGACCUCCGUCCUAAAAUCGCCCAGGUCAUUGAUGGCAUGAGUGGAAUCAAAGAAUUCCAAGGUAUCGUCUCGAUGCCGCGGUUCAGAAGCCAGCCGGCAGACAUCAAACACAUUCCGCAAGCUCGCACCCUAGCCGAUUUUCUAGCAGGAGCAUCUUCCGAUCAACUAGAAUUUACUCGCAUCGGAUUCCGUGAGCCUCAUUUGAUUGCAUUUUCUUCGGGCACGACUGGGGAUCCAAAAUGCAUUGUUCAUUCUGUCGGAGGCGUUUUACUAAACAACAAUAAAGAGGGCCGCCUCAACCGAAGCAUGAAUGCGAACGCAACUACCCUUCAAUAUACCACUACGGGCUGGAUUAUGUAUCUUUCGUGUGUUUCGGGAUUGAUUUUUGGGGCUCAUCCCAUUCUCUACGAUGGCAGCCCGUUCUUACCAGAUGCGACUCGGCUACCAAGGCUACUGGAAAAGCACAAAGUAACUCAUUUCGGUACCUCUCCCCGUUGGAUGCACGAAAUGCGGAAGAAUAAAAUCAGUCCGCGCAAAAUCGCCGAUCUCAGUCAUCUGAAAGGGGUCACCAGCACCGGAAUGGUUCUUUCCGAGUCACUAUUUGAGUGGUUUUAUGAUGAAGGCUUUGAAUCACACACUCUACUCGCAAAUAUUUCCGGCGGAACAGACGUUGCAGCAUGUUUUGGCUUGGAGAACCCGAUCUCUCCUUUGUAUGUUGGAGGGUGCCAGGGCCCAAGCUUAGGAAUGCCAAUUGCAGCUUUCGAACAAGCAGAUGAGGAUGCUCAUCUGGUGAAAGGUACUGAGGCGCUCGCCGGUGAGCCUGGUGAGCUGGUUGCAACUGCGGCUUUCCCAAGCAUGCCUGUUAAAUUCUGGGGCGAUCAUGAGGGCAAGAAAUACUUCAAUGCUUAUUUUGCAAGAUUUGACAAUGUCUGGACCCAGGGCGAUUUCAUCGCAAUCAACCCAAAAACACACCAGAUUCUCUUCCUCGGUCGAUCGGAUGGUGUUUUGAACCCUUCAGGAGUUCGGUUCGGGUCUGCCGAGAUCUACAAUGUUAUUGACACCCAAUUCACUAAGGAAGUUGUUGAUUCAAUUUGCGUCGGCCAAAGACGCUCGACAGAUUCGGAUGAGUCCGUUGUCCUGUUUCUUCUGAUGCGUCCGGGACUCAAGCUUGAAUCGCAAUUGGUCACUCGUGUUAAGGAUGCUAUCCGGAAGGCUCUCAGUGCUCGCCAUGUCCCAAAAUAUAUUUUUGAAACACCAGCCAUUCCUGUGACUGUCAACAUGAAAAAGGUUGAGCUCCCUGUGAAGCAAAUCAUUUCAGGCAAAAAGAUAAAGGCAUCCGGCACAUUGCUGAAUCCCGAAAGCCUCAACUUUUACUACAAAUUUGCAGAAGUUGAGAAACUGGUUCCACCUCAAGCCAAGUUGUAG